Molecule: messenger RNA, 757 nt
Organism: Anthonomus grandis grandis
Lineage: Eukaryota; Metazoa; Arthropoda; Insecta; Coleoptera; Curculionidae
Product: protein D3-like
Exons: 3
Coding region: 100-714 (204 amino acids)
Source: RefSeq, a predicted model, not a curated record
GUUAAAAGGCGAAAACCAGUCAGGCUUGUGGUAAUCAAAGAGCUAACGAGGCACGUUAAGUUUAAUAAUAAAAAAAUAUUAUUAAUAGUUAAACGAAAAAUGGCAUUUUUCAUAAUAAAAAUGUGUCUCUUAGUGUCGGUAUGGGAAACCAGUGUCGCACAAAAAAAUGCUUUCGUAGAACACCAGUUGGUACCGGACAUCCUGACAAAAGCUCCCGAUCAAAUUCUCUCGGUAAAAUAUCCAAAAAGUGGUAAAACCGUCAACUUAGGGGUAGAAAUCACCCCAUUAGAGUCAAAACCUCAGCCAGAAAUUAGUUACGAGGCAAACCAGGGGGACUAUUACACAUUGGUGCUUACCGAUCCUGACGCACCCAGCAGAGCUGAACCUCUGAGAAGGGAAUUCAGGCAUUGGCUGGUGGUAAACAUUCCUGGGAAUGAUAUAUCCAAAGGACAAGUACUGACCGAAUACGUGGGGUCUGGAGCUCCAAAAGGUACCGGUCUACACAGGUACGUCUUCUUGCUCUACAAACAACCGAAUCGGCUUGAAUUCGAGGAAAAACUUGUUACUGACAAGGAGAUCGGAGACAGACCGAAAUGGUCGGUGCAGAAGUUCGCCGACAAGUACAAUCUAGAAAUGGUAGCAGGAAACUUCUUUCAAGCUCAGUAUGACGAGUCUGUCCCUGCACUACAUAAGCAGUUGGGAAUCUCUGCUUGAAGUACUUUUGAACCGUAAUUGCUAAUACAUUUUGUCAAGUAUA